This is a messenger RNA of Xenopus tropicalis (tropical clawed frog), 3752 nucleotides long. RefSeq names its product deltex 2, E3 ubiquitin ligase (gene dtx2). Gene Ontology annotation, biological process: protein ubiquitination; Notch signaling pathway. The transcript has 10 exons. The record is from RefSeq and is a predicted model, not a curated record. Gene Ontology annotation, cellular component: cytoplasm. Lineage: Eukaryota; Metazoa; Chordata; Amphibia; Anura; Pipidae. Bases 253 to 2031 code for a protein of 592 amino acids. Gene Ontology annotation, molecular function: zinc ion binding; ubiquitin protein ligase activity.
CUGCUGCGGCCCAUGCAGAGGAGGGGGUAGGCGAUCUGAAUGUAGAACUCCGGUGGCUCAGGUUUCAGAUGCCAGAAAGGUACAUCAAUACACAAAAGAAGGGUUUGCAAGAGGUGAGGGCUGCUGUGAGAGGGAAAUGGCGGAGGUUUGUACAAUGGUGAACGAAAAAGGAGUUGCAACCCAAAGAAAUUAGUUCUGAAAACCAAGAACAGUAAAAAAAUAUUUUUUGGAUAAUACGCUCAUUCCUUUCAGAUGGCAGCUGCUCCUCCACCAGGUGGUGGGGUUCCUAGUUUCUCAGGACUUCCUACGGUGUCUAAUCAGUGGAAUGCCUCUGUUGCUGUUUGGGAAUGGCAAGAUGAGCAUAACAAAUGGCGACCAUACAGCAGUGCAGUGAGCAACUAUAUUGAACAAUAUAUGGUGUCAUAUUCACAGCAGAAAGGUUUCCGAGCCUAUGGAAACAGCAACAGCAUAUCUCUUGGAAAAGCUGAUCCUAAACUGGCACCAUACAUUAUUGAUAUUCCAACCCUUUCACAGUUUAGGCAAGAUACAGGAACCAUGCGAAGUGUGAGGAAAUCACUUUAUGCAUCAGAUUCUGCACCAGCCAAAGGAAUUUCUUGGGAAUGGAUGAAUGAUGAAGCAUGUUGGACUGCUUAUGAAAUGCCAAUUACCAUAUACUUAGAUGAAAAUUACUGCAAUAGAAGACCAUUGGUGGAUCUUGGAGCAUUUGGACUCCCCUACCAGGCUGACUUAAACUCUGGCAUUCAGAUAAAUAAAAUGACAGGUUUUAGAAGACAAAUUCAGAGAAGAGCUGACAUUCCUUAUCCGUUAACAUCAGCAAUGGGACCUGUUCAUAAAUCUGCAGCAUGUCUUUGUCACCAGUGCCUAGCCAACAGUGCAGCGGGUCCUAUAUCUGGACGUCACCGACACUCCAUGAUAAACUUGCCCACCUCCUCUGGUAGCCAGCUUUCUAGGACUUCAUUUGCAUCAUCCUUUAAUGUUGGUUAUGUACCCUAUCCAAAGCCAUCAAUGGCCAUUUCAAAGUCCACACCAAAACUUAAUAGCACUUGGUUAAUCUCUCCAGUCCCUCUACAGUUUCCAGGACCAUCAUCAUCAUCUAAUGGAACCAGCAUACCGUCUAUCCCAGUAAACACACAGAAGCAAAACUCAACAAAGCAAGCCUUAGCAGGCAUGACGGCUAUUCUGAUGUCUGCAGCUGGGCUCCCAGUGCGCUUUACUUCUGCACCUCCACCUUCCAACCCACCCGUGAACAGUAAACCUGAUAAAAAUCACAACUCAGUUAGGAAAUUGAGGAAAAUGCCAAAAAAAGGAACUGCUACUGAGCCUGAGAAAGUUGUAAAGAAAUAUCUUGAGAACGUAGAAAAGCCACCAGAAGAGGACUGCAUAAUUUGUAUGGAAACACUGAAUGUUGCUUCUGGAUACAGUGAUGCUGUCGAGUGCAAGAACAUCAAGCCAACUGCAGUAGGGAAACUUAAGAAGUGCGGCCAUACAUUUCAUCAGCUUUGUGUGCUAGCUAUGUAUAACAAUGGAAACAAGGAUGGCAGCUUGCAGUGUCCGGCAUGUAAAACAAUUUAUGGAGAGAAGACUGGAACACAGCCGAAAGGAAAUAUGGAAUACUCUUUAAUCCCCCAGUCUUUGCCUGGUCACCAGGAUUGUGGCACUAUCCAUAUUGUGUACACCAUACAUCCAGGAACACAGGGGCCUGGGCACCCCAAUCCUGGUAAGCCAUACUCAGCCAGAGGCUUUCCACGCCACUGCUACCUUCCAGACAAUGAGAAAGGCAGACUGGUACUAGAGCUGCUGAAGCUGGCUUGGGCCAGGCGACUGAUUUUUACCAUUGGUGUAUCCAGCACAACAGGGGAAUCUGAUACAGUAGUGUGGAAUGAAAUCCACCACAAGACUGAAAUGAACUCUAACAUUAGUGGACAUGGCUACCCUGACCCUAAUUACAUGGACAAUGUCGUUGCAGAGCUUGCUGCUCAAGGAGUCACUGAAGAUUGCUUAAAAAUGUGACCAAGUUGUUCCACUGGCUGCCUUUUGCUGUCUUUUAGGGGAGCAUUCAGUUAAUUGAGGCCUUAAAGUUUAACUAUAGUUUUCCUAUUUCAGUAGAGCAAUAUGUCUUUAAGAGGUUUACAAAUAAGCUGAGGAAGUCUGCCUUGUUUUGUACAUGACUGACAUGCUGGUUCAUAUCACCAUCCCUGCAGGACAGGGUUUAGUCAGUAUGGACUCUCCAUCAUGUUCAUCCCUGUACACGCAUGAGAGUGAAAGGAUUUUUCAAGACAAGUUUCAUGGCGGUCUUAACCAUAUGGCAAGCAAACUAGCAUGUUUCCAAUACAUAAUUAGCUAAUUCUCCAAUAUAUUGGUAAGCUGAUAAGGCAGCGAAUGAACCAAAUCUCAUAUUCUUUAGUAACAACAUACUGGUUAUUAUUAAAUUGUGUAAAACCCCAAACUUAUUUUUGACUCAGUCGAGACCUCUCUGUGUGCCUCUUUUUUUUUUUUUCUACAAUUAAGUCUAUAGGUUGGUACUAUUAUUUUUUUAGGGUGGUGUCAUACAUUGACAUUUUCUUGGUACGUUUGUGAGGCAUCAGAAGACCUAACAUUGAUUGUAGAUCAUGCCCAGUGUCUUUAGAUUGUUCCAUGUAUAACUGCUGGAUGGUGCAGAAGAGGUCUGCAAGGCAGUCUGCUGAUGCCAAGAAGCUUUUCAGGAAACUAAUUUGGCUCUUACCCAGCUUAACCCAAAUACGCAGGGUUUGUGCAUUUUAAUGAUGAAGCAUUAGGUAAUUAUUAAGAAAUUAACCCCCCCCUCCUUGUUAAAUACAUAGAGAUCAAUUCUAAAUUUGAGAAAAAUGCCAUACAAAAAUAUGGCUGCCAGAUCACUGUGAGGUUAUUAGGUCUGUUUUGAAAAAGGAUCAUUCAAAAUUUCCAGUAUGUUUACACUGCCGUCCAUUCACACAUAUCAUCCUUUUAUAAUAUAUAAUGCAACAGAGUAAAUAAAGGCAAACACAGAUAUGAGUAAUGACUCCUCUAAAUUAACCCAAAAAUAUACCCGAAAACUUCUUCCAUUAAAAAAAAAAUCCCCUUUUUCUAUGCAACCUUGUCUGCACCACUUACAGUAUGUAAAGAAAUAUAAUCUAUUUUAAUGCACCAUAGUUGGUAUAUAUUUAGCGCGAGAGGCAUAUAUAAUAUAUACAUAUACAAAAACAUAUAAUUUCUUUCUUUGUAGUAAAAAGGAGUGAUGGCUGGCGUUGUUAGUGCCACUUUUGUACUGAGUGCCUUUAUCAGACAGCCGCCUUCUUAUCCAUUUGGGUUCACUGUUUCUGCAGUGAAUUUACCAGUUUGCCUUUUUUUUUUUCUUUUUGAUUUAAAUCGAUGUAGGAAGCCUUCACAAACAGACAAUCACCAUAUUAACCUCACUGGUGAAUUACAUUGCCCUAGAUUUGCAUUUGCUGUUGGCUUUGCAGGUUUUAAAAUUGAUCAUUUGAUUUUUUUUUUUUGUUGCUAAAUUUUAAAAUGAAAAUUUCAAUCCCGUUAACAAGUGUGUUAAAGUUAAUUUUUUAUGGUUCUUGAUGCUAUUGGUUGUAAAAUCAGUGCACCUGAUGAUUCAACUACUGAUAGAACAUUGCUACAUUCUUGGCAAUGUUUGUUGGAAACGAAACAAUACUUCAAACUGUGUUAUUAUUGGUAUUAAAGAAAAAAAAUAUAUUAAGGCCAUUAAAGAAUAUUCUUGAUUAUUA